AUGGAAAAAGGGGUAUUUUCUGCCACUGCUUCGAUCAUCUGUUUGGUUCUCCUUUUCGUUCGCACUAGUCUCGGAGAUAUAAGCUACACGGUAGCAGAGGAGGUGAAACGUCAACAUGUAAUUGGAAAUUUAGCGAAGGACCUCGGACUGGAUCCUAAAAAAAUGUCAGCUCGCAAGGCUCGGUUAGAUGCCGAGGAUAACAGCAGACGCUGCUGUGAAAUUAAUCCGGAUACAGGCAAUUUAAUUGUAGUAGAGACAAUAGACCGAGAGGAUCUCUGCGGUUCGAAGGUUAUUUGUACUCUGACAUACGAACUUCUCUUGGAAAACCCUCUUGAGUUACAUCGUAUUUCACUGCGAAUUCAGGACAUAAAUGAUAAUCCUCCAAAAUUCCUUAAUGACCUCAUUAGUCUUGAAAUUACAGAGGCUGCUGUUAAGGGUACCCGUUUCCCUUUGGAAGAGGCUCAUGAUGCGGACAUUGGGCAGAAUACAGUUCAAGGAUAUUCGCUUGAGAAGAAUGAUUACUUUAUAUUGUCUGUCCGCGAGAAUGCGGACGGAGGAAAAUAUGGCGAGUUAGUAUUAGACAAAGAACUAGAUCGUGAACAGAACCACGAGGUUAAUUUAAUUUUGACUGCUACUGAUGGUGGAAUGCCACCGAAAACUGGUACUGCGCUUAUACACGUCACUGUGCUUGAUGCCAACGACAAUGUCCCAGUGUUUACUCAAGACGUGUAUAAAGUUGGUCUACAAGAGAAUGCUGCUGUCGGUACAGUCGUAACAGCAGUAAACGCCACGGAUGCAGAUGAGGGAGCAAAUGGAGAAAUCACAUACGAGUUCAGUCGUAUAUCGGACAAAGCUGCAAAAUUGUUUUUAAUUGACAAAACAACUGGACAAAUUAAGCUACGGGGAGAAUUAGAUUAUGAGGAGGAAACAUACUAUGAAUUGAGAGUCCAGGCAAAAGAUUCUUCUGGGUUAGCAUCCAGUGCAAAAAUUAUUAUAGAAGUUGUUGAUGUGAAUGACAACGCACCAAAAAUUGUUAUCAAAUCUUUGAACGAUCCCUUGCCUGAGAGCGUUGAUCGUGGCACAGAGGUGGGGAUUAUUAAUGUUCAAGAUAAAGACUCAGGAAGUAACGGGCAGGUCCGAUGCUCAGUUAAACACACGGUUCCUUUCAAAUUGAAUCCAUCUAUUAAAAAUUAUUAUUCUUUGAUAACUACAGCAGAGCUUGACCGAGAACAAGUCAAAGAUUACAACAUAACAAUCACUGCUACUGACGCUGGAAAUCCUCCAUUAUCUUCCUCUAAGACCAUUCAUUUAAAAAUUUCAGAUGUUAAUGACAACCCACCUGUAUUUGAGGAGCAUUCCUACAGUGCAUUUGUGAUGGAGAACAACAAACCAGGAGCUUCUAUUUGUUCUGUGUCAGCAAAAGACCCCGACUGGAAACAAAAUGGCACUGUAUUCUAUACUCUGAUGUCCAGUGAAGUCAAUGGUAUUCCAGUGUCCUCUUUUUUAUCUAUUAAUAGAGAGCUUGGAGUAAUACAUGCUGUGAAGUCAUUUGACCAUGAGCAGUUAAGAGGUUUUAAAGUCCAGGUUUUAGCAAGAGACAAUGGUUCUCCUCCUCUCAGCAGUAAUGUGACCCUGAGUGUGUUUGUAAUGGAUGAAAAUGACAACUCUCCACAAAUAUUAUAUCCCAUUCCAGAGGGAAAGUCCUUCAUGACUGAAAUGAUUCCCAAAAAUGCUUUCUUGGGUUCUCUGGUUUCCAAAGUGAUUGCUGUAGAUGCUGACUCUGGACACAAUGCUUGGCUGUCAUAUCAGAUUAUUAAGUCCACCGAUCCAGGUCUUUUCACCAUAGGUCUCCACAGUGGAGAGAUCAGAACACUGCGAGAUAUUUCAGUAUCUGAUGCUGUGAAGCAGAAUCUCGUUAUUUCAGUGAAGGAUGAUGGACGCCCAUCUCUCACCUCAACCUGUACAGUACAUUUGCUUAUUUCAGAUGAUCUGUCAGAAGUUCCAGAAAUUAAUAAUGUAUUUUCUGAGGACAGGAAUUCUAAUGUAACACCUUAUCUGGUCAUUGCGUUGGUGUCCGUUUCUGCAUUCUUUCUGAUUUUCAUCAUUGUACUUCUGGCCAUGAGAACUUGCCUCAGGAAGAAGCCUAGACUAUCAUUUGAUGGAACACUGGCUAUUCCAAGCUGUUCAUUCCCUCGGAAUUAUGCAGAUGUUGAAGGAACAGGAACCAUCCACAGUGCUUAUAAUUAUGACACUUACCUGACAACAGGGUCACACACCAGUGACUUCAAAUUUGUUGGAUCUUAUGAAGCAUUCUCUUUGUGA
Messenger RNA from Chanos chanos (milkfish), 2322 nucleotides. RefSeq names its product protocadherin gamma-A12-like. Gene Ontology annotation, cellular component: plasma membrane. Gene Ontology annotation, biological process: homophilic cell-cell adhesion. The transcript has 2 exons. NCBI's taxonomy places the organism in Eukaryota, Metazoa, Chordata, Actinopteri, Gonorynchiformes, Chanidae. The coding region runs from base 1 to 2322 and encodes 773 amino acids. The record is from RefSeq and is a predicted model, not a curated record. Gene Ontology annotation, molecular function: calcium ion binding.